GGGAUUUACAUAUCACUUUCGGUUUCCAGCAGAGCGCUACAGACUGUUGAGACAAACCGGUAUCUUAGCCAACCGCCCGUUUCAUAAGCGGAAACCCUGCGAAAGUAGCUGCGUUUUUCAAUUUUUUUCCUCUUACGUGUGUAUUCAGAUUUCUCACUGGCUGUAGCUCGAACUCGCCGAACGCUUCAGUUUCUCUGGUUGUUUGUACAAUGAAAGAAAAAGCCUUCUGUUUCUGCUUGACAGUCCUGGUUCUGUGUUUACGCCUGAGCGAAGGCGUUACAAGGACAUACUACAUCGGAAUUCGGGAGGAAAACUGGGAUUAUGCACCUCAAGGAAAAAAUGUGGUUAAGGGCCUCGAUAUCAGCGAAGACAGGGAUGCCACUACAUAUUUGGGGCGUGGCCCACACCGCAUUGGCAGCAUCUACAAAAAGGCUGUGUAUCGGCAAUACACAGAUGAGCAGUUCUCCACCGAGGUCAGAAAACCAGAUUGGCUGGGCUUCCUUGGACCAGUGAUCCGCGCGGAAGUGAAUGAUGAGAUUGUGGUGCAUAUGAAGAACUUUGCAUCUCGGCGUUAUUCACUUCAUCCACACGGAGUGUUCUAUGAAAAAGACUCUGAAGGUGCACUGUAUCCAGAUGGUACAUCUGGUAAGAACAAGAGAGAUGAUGCCGUGGCUCCGGGUGAAAGCUACAAAUACAGGUGGAAGGUGAAAGAAGAAUUUGCCCCCAUGCAAAACGACUCCAAAUGCCUUACCUGGAUCUACCACUCACAUGUAGAUGCACCUAAAGACAUUGCAACUGGCCUUAUUGGUGUGCUGCUAACCUGCAAGAAGGGUGCUCUGGACAGUUAUGGACUUCGUUCUGAUGUAGGUCAUGAGUUUUUCCUUAUGUUUAGCGUGGUGGAUGAAAAUCUUAGUUGGUAUUUUGAUGACAACAUCAGGAACUGCUGCUCUGACACUGACAAUCUGGAUGCAGAUGAGGAGUUUCAUAAAUCCAACCUCCUGCACUCAAUAAAUGGAUUUGUUUACGGGAACUUGCCAGCAUUAAAUGUAUGCGUUGGAAAGACUGUGUCUUGGCAUCUUUUUGGAAUUGGAAAUGAAGUUGACAUUCACUCUGCCUACUUCCAUGGCCAUACUCUACUUGAUCGUGGUCAUCGCACUGAUGUGCUCAGUCUUUUUCCUGCCAGUUUUGUAACUGCAAUAAUGGUUCCCAAGACACCUGGGACGUGGAUGCUUAGUUGCCAGGUCAACGAUCACAUGAGAGCAGGUAUGCAGGCGUUCUAUCAGGUUUCUCUUUGUGGGAGUAACACUACACCCAAAGCACCCUCUGGCCAUGAGAGACAUUACUACAUCGCUGCAGAGGAACAUCUUUGGGACUAUGCUCCCUCAGGGAAAAACUUAUUAACCGAUAAACCAUUGAAUGUAACAAACAGUGACUCCGAACAAUUCUUUACUAAUAAGGGGGGUAAGCUGGGUGGAAGGUACUGGAAGGCCAGAUAUGUUCGGUAUAAUGACAACACGUUUAAAAACAAGCUAUCGCAACACGGCUCAGAACAACACCUUGGCAUUUUGGGUCCAGUCAUCAGGGCAGAAUCUGGAGAUGUCAUUGUGGUAACAUUUAAAAAUAUGGCUAAACGUGCCUUCAGUAUGCAGCCUCAUGGCCUACAUUAUGAUAAAGCUUAUGAAGGAGCAACAUAUCAGGAUGGUUCUCAGAAAGAUGGGGCCAGUGUGGCUCCAGGCCAGACAUUCAUCUAUCGCUGGAUUGUGACAGAAGGUCCCUCACUCAGUGAUCCACCCUGCUUGUCAUAUUUGUAUUACUCUGGGACUGAUCCUGUCAAGGAUACCAACUCUGGCUUGGUGGGACCCUUACAAGUGUGCAAAAAAGGAGUUCUGGAUGAGAGUGGUCGACAGCAUUCAGGGUCAGAGGUGCAAAAGGAGUUUUUCCUGCUCUUCUCAGUGAUGGAUGAGAAUGAAAGCUGGUAUCUGAACCAGAACAUUGAACAGUUUGGAAGCAUUGAGAAAGACAGAAAUGAUGAAGGAUUUCAGGAGAGCAAUAAAAUGCACUCGGUGAAUGGUUUCAUGUAUGGGAACCUUCCUGGGCUGGAUUUGUGUGAAGGGGACCAUGUUGUGUGGCACACGUUGGGCUUGGGCACAGAGGUGGAUCUCCAUGGUGUUUAUUUCCAGGGCAAUACAUUUCAGCGGGAUGGCACCACACGUGAUACACUCAGUCUGUUCCCUCACACUAGUGUCACAGUUUCAAUGAUACCCGACAAUGAUGGUACUUUUGAGCUGAGCUGUCUUACAACUGAUCACCAUCGUGGGGGCAUGCGUCAUAUAUACACAGUCAAGCAAUGCUCACAGAGCCAGAACCCCAUGUCCAAAGUCACGACCUCUCGGCCUGAUAGGAUGUUCUAUUUAGCUGCAGAAGAAGUGGUGUGGAACUAUGCCCCAAACCGGACAUGGGAGUUGGAGACACAUAAUGCUGCUUUGGAGGAGAGUCCUGGAAGUGUUUACCUCAGCAAAUCAGAAAGUCUGAUUGGCCCUGAAUACAAGAAGGUGGUGUUCCGCCAGUACACAGAUGAUACCUUCGCAAACAGGAUGGUCAGGGGUCCUGAUGAAGAGCAUUUAGGAAUUCUGGGUCCCAUCCUCAGAAUGGAGGUUGGUGAGAGGAUUCAGGUAGUGUUCAAGAACAAAGCUAAUGGAUCAUUCUCAGUUCAUGCUCAUGGUGUGAAGACCAGCGAGGCUCACCUGACACCUGUUUCCCAAGGUGAAGUGAUGAGAUAUAAUUGGACUGUCAGUGCCGGUCCUGGUCUAGCUGAGCCCAACUGCAUAACCUUUGCCUACUACUCAUCAGCUAACUUUGUCAAGGACUUGGCAAGUGGUUUGGUUGGGCCUUUGGUGGUAUGUCGUGAAGGGAUUCUGACAAAGGACAACCGGCGAAGGGAUGUAGAUAAAGACUUUGCUCUGCUCUUCAUGGUGUUUGAUGAGAAUGAGUCCUGGUACCUGGAGGAGAACAUCAGAACUUACCUGCAAAAAGACCCUAAGACUUUCAAUGCAGAUGAUGAACAGUUUAUGGAAAGCAACUUGAUGCACGGCAUUAAUGGAAAGCUCUACGCUAACCUGCAUGGUUUGAAUAUGAAGAAAGGAGAUCGCACUGAGUGGUAUCUAAUAGGACUGGGGAAUGAAAUAGAUCUGCACACAGUACACUUCCAUGCUCAGAGCUUCGUAUACAAGAUGGACCACGCCCACAGAGCUGAUGUAUAUGACUUGUUCCCUGGAACCUUUCAGACUGUGGAACUGGUAGCAGGAACUCCUGGAACAUGGCUCCUCCACUGUCAUGUGACAGACCACAUCCAUGCAGGCAUGGAGACCACCUUCACCAUCUUCAAUGCAGAAUCCAAGCACACGACACCUGAAAAUGGUUUCAUGUGUCUGGAGUGCUGUUGGAAAACACUGCUAUUCAUCGCAGUGGCCUCCCGGCUCCUGUGACCUAACCAGAUGCAGAAACGGACGUGGUUAUAAGCAGAAUCUGCCCUUACUGCAGCUUUACUGGCAACUACUGGAAGGCAGGAAUGGAAACACUACUGCUGAGAAAAACAUGCACUAAACAUGAAGUGAAUAAACACCAGGAACAGUCCAUCAGUGCUUUUUGGAAGCUUCUUUAAAGUAGUAGCCACUGACCAGAGAGUUUAUAGUGUCCUUGUACCUAAGGCUUAAGCAUCAAGCUUAUUUUUUCAUUAUCUGGGCUGAAGAGGACUACAAGCAUUAUAGGAAUAAUCAUUAGCAGACUAAGUGAUUUUGAUAGAUUUAAGACAGACCUGCAAGUAUUAAGUAGAAUUUUUAUUGUGAAUAAAUGUAUACUAUGUAUUGUCACAUACACUGAAAUAAGUUAAAGAGAAAAGAUUGAUGUGAACUUGAGUGUAAACUCCACAGUAAAUUUACUCACACUAAAUAUAAAUGAACAACUGGUGAGAGGGCUUAGCCUUCACAAAAAUAGUGAAUAAAAAGUCCCUAGUGGUGGCAGUCUAACUUCAGCUUUCUUUUAGAUAUUUAUCAGUGUUUAAAUUUUUUUUUACAUUUUGUUUUCACAGCAUGCUGUUAUUCUUAGACCGCUGAUCAAAUUUGCUCAUUUUGUUAAUGAUUGCAUUUUCAUUGUGCCUUGCGAUAAUGUUUUGUUUAAUAUUUCUGCACUUUAAAUUACUAUUGAAAUUUAAGAACUACAUGUUUAAAUGAGAAUAUAAAGUUUAUAAAUACUAUAA
Colossoma macropomum (tambaqui) is the source of this 4255-nucleotide messenger RNA. RefSeq names its product hephaestin-like 1a (gene hephl1a). The coding region runs from base 210 to 3485 and encodes 1091 amino acids. Lineage: Eukaryota; Metazoa; Chordata; Actinopteri; Characiformes; Serrasalmidae. Gene Ontology annotation, molecular function: oxidoreductase activity; copper ion binding. The transcript has 20 exons. The record is from RefSeq and is a predicted model, not a curated record. Gene Ontology annotation, biological process: iron ion transport. Gene Ontology annotation, cellular component: plasma membrane.